This is a messenger RNA of Glycine soja, 1419 nucleotides long. RefSeq lists its product as uncharacterized. Lineage: Eukaryota; Viridiplantae; Streptophyta; Magnoliopsida; Fabales; Fabaceae. Gene Ontology annotation, cellular component: nucleus. Gene Ontology annotation, biological process: positive regulation of DNA-templated transcription. Gene Ontology annotation, molecular function: transcription coactivator activity. The record is from RefSeq and is a predicted model, not a curated record. The transcript is spliced from 6 exons. The coding region runs from base 122 to 1114 and encodes 330 amino acids.
UUAAACUUGGUGAAUUAGAUGAUAGACUGAUUUGGGCCGAACCGCGAGCAAUGAUUUGUUGGUGUGAGAGAGAGGGAGGGCGAACUAAAGAUUCGAUUUUGGGGUGAAGCGAAGCGAAGCCAUGAGACGAAACCAUUCGAACUCCGGCAAUUAUCGGAAUCCAUGUUUAACCAUGCACCAGCCUUGGGCUUCUCUCCUCGUUUACGGGAUCAAGCGCGUCGAGGGCAGGUCAUGGCCCGCUCCAAUCACAGGUCGUCUUUGGAUUCAUUCUGCCAGUAAAGUCCCGGAGGAGUCUACAAUCAAAGCAAUGGAAUACUUCUACAAGGAGAUUUAUGCACUCAAUGGCAUCAGUGAUAUCCAAUUUCCUCAACACUACCCUGUCUCUAGGCUUUUGGGCUGUGUUGAAGUGGUUGGCUGCUUAACACGUGAUGAGCUAGCAUGCUGGGAGAUGGUUCCUGAAGGGGUGAGGUUGGAAGCACAAACUGAUUAUUGCUGGCUGUGCGAAUGGCCCCAGAAAUUGUUGAUUCCAUUUGAGAUGCGGGGGUACCAAGGUGUUUAUAACCUGGAAAAGAAGAUUUAUGAAGCUGCAGUUAGAGGGCUGUCUCCAGUUAAUUGUCCGUUGCCGGUGAAAUUUCCGCUUCCAGAUCCACGAAAUCCAUUUUCAUUGAAGCCAGGUUCCAUCUCUGCGCUUACUUCUAACUUAAAAGCAUCUGAAGUGGAUAAAUCAUCAAGCAUAAGUCUGGCCAUAGCUGGGGCACAAGCAGCAGCCACUCAGUUCUCAAAGAAGGAUGAGAAUUCCCAUAGUACUGCUUGGAACAAUGCACCUACUAACAUGAAUGCUAAUAAUGAGGAUACAGAAGUUGCAAGAUCUUAUAAUCUAAGAUCACGAGGCAGGUCUACGGAAAAGGACAAUAUAUCAUCGACAGAGUUAAAUAUGAAAUUUGGUGAUCUGACCUUGCCAUCAUAUCACAAAGAGAAAAGCAGAAGUAAUGAGAGUGAGGGGAGCAGUAAGCAGAAUCGAUCUCCUGGUGCAGAAGCAGAUUUGAUGAUAAGUAGAAGAUUUGAUGAUAAGCAGAAUCGAUCUCCUGGUGCAGAAGUGGAUAAAUCGUUUUAAUGUUUUAAUCUCUAAACUGUUACAGUUUUAUGUCAUUUCUAGGUGUCUGUAGAUAAUAAGUAGAAGAUUUUAUAAUUAGUAGUAGAAGAUUGUAGUCUGUUGAUAAUUGGGUAAUGGAUUGCACAUCCAAGCACACAGACUCGUGCCGCAUGGUGUUAGAAAUGAAUCUUUGUUGGCAUCCAUCUAUUACAGAUGUUGGCAUCUCCGAUAUCCAUUUGUACAACAGUACAAGGUUGUUCAAAAUAUCCAGUUAUUUAUGUCCAAAACAUAUAGAGAGCAAAUUUAACGACAACAGUUUAUUGCUA